This is a messenger RNA of Drosophila innubila, 987 nucleotides long. Its product is annotated as phosphoglycerate mutase 2. The record is from RefSeq and is a predicted model, not a curated record. Gene Ontology annotation, biological process: glycolytic process. Gene Ontology annotation, molecular function: intramolecular phosphotransferase activity. Lineage: Eukaryota; Metazoa; Arthropoda; Insecta; Diptera; Drosophilidae. Bases 71 to 838 code for a protein of 255 amino acids. The transcript is spliced from 3 exons.
GCGACAGUGCUAGCAGCGCCAUCGCAGAGAGUAUAACACAAUUUUCCGCAAAUUAAUUCAACUAUCCAAAAUGGGUGGCAAAUACAAGAUUGUUAUGGUACGUCAUGGCGAGUCCGAGUGGAAUCAGAAAAACCAAUUCUGCGGCUGGUUCGACGCCAAUCUGAGUGAACAGGGCAAAGCGGAAGCUGUAGCAGCUGGAAAAGCCGUUAAGGAUGCUGGCCUGGAAUUCGAUGUGGCGCACACCUCGGUGCUCACUCGCGCUCAGGUGACCCUGGCAAGCAUUCUGCAGGCCAGUGGCCACAAGGAGAUUCCCAUCGAGAAGACCUGGCGUCUCAAUGAGCGUCACUACGGCGGACUGACCGGCCUGAAUAAGGCGGAGACAGCGGCCAAAUACGGCGAAGCUCAGGUGCAAAUCUGGCGUCGCAGCUUCGAUACACCACCGCCACCAAUGGAGCCGGGACAUCCCUACUAUGACAUCAUUGUCAAGGAUCCCCGCUACGCCAAUGGACCCAAGCCCGAGGAGUUCCCGCAGUUUGAGUCUCUGAAGCUGACCAUUGCACGCACACUGCCAUACUGGAACGAUGUCAUCAUUCCACAGAUGAAGGCGGGCAAACGCAUCCUGAUUGCCGCCCAUGGCAACAGUCUGCGUGGCAUUGUCAAGCAUUUAGAUAAUCUCUCUGAGGAUGCCAUCAUGGCCCUGAACUUGCCCACUGGCAUCCCAUUCGUCUACGAGCUGGACGAGAACUUCAAGCCAGUGGUGUCGAUGCAGUUCCUCGGCGACGAGGAGACUGUCAAGAAGGCCAUCGAAGCUGUUGCUGCCCAGGGCAAGGCCAAGUAAAGAAGGCAACAAUUUCUAGACAGGCACAAAGUAAAGGCAGAAUCGCAGCGUUGUUAGUUUCCUUAACCCGUUCAUUGUUGUGGUUCUCUUAGCAUUAAUUGGUUCAUCACCCGUACAGUUAAUAAAUAAUUUAUUAUAUUACACACAGA